AUGGAUGAGAAAGUCACAAAUGUGGAACCAAUGUUCGAUGAUCACGGCUUUGAUGAAGGGUAUAACAUUGACUCACUCGAAGACAUUGUGAUGAUUGAAUUUUGGAACAUCAGGGAUGAAGAUGUAUGUCAUUUUCACUUUUCUGAUGCCGACAUUGCAUUUGAGUUCUACAAUAGAUAUACAAGGACAAGAGGCUUUAUUGCUUGGAAGAAUAGGACUAGGAAGAGUCAUGCAGGCGUACUUAAGUUGAAGAAUUUUGUAUGUCAUCGUGAAGGAUUUAGAUCACAAAAUAAUAAUGACAUUGGAAACUUUAAGAAAAAACCUACACCAGAGACAAGGUGUGGCUGCAGUGCAAUGAUGGAGAUUCGUCUAGAUGGACCUAGUGGUCGUUGGUUUAUUUCUUAUUUUUUUUAUGAACACAGUCAUCCGCUUUUGGAUCCUCGAUUGACUGGAUUGCUUCGUGGGCAUAGAUUCAUGUCCGAGGCUGAUAUUGGCCACAUGAUUAACAUGAAAAAGGGUGGGAUUAGUGUUGGGCAGAUAUAUCAAGCAUUAGCAAAUCAGGCAGCUUUGAAGUAUCUACAAGAUCGAGCAAUAAAUGACCUUUCUCUCUAUUUUAAUCAUCACGUGGAUGCCGAUGGUACUUUGCGCAAUUUAUUCUGGUGCGAUGGUCUCAGUAGGGCAGAUUACUCAUUAUUUGGCGAUGUGCUGGCUUUUGAUGCUACCUAUAAGAGGAAUAAAUAUAUGUGUCCAUUGGUGGUAUUUUCUGGUGUCAAUUAUCACAAUCAAAUGAUUAGUUUUGCUGCUGCUUUAAUUUGCGACAAGGAAAAAAACACAUAUAGGUGGUUGCUACAACAAAUGAAGGUGGCAAUGAAUGGAAAAGCACCUGUUUCGGUUAUCACGGAUGGUGAUCUAUCAAUGAAGUUCACCAUUGAGAAAGAGUUUCCUAAUGCACAUCAUAGAUUAUGUGCAUGGCAUCUGAUUCGCAAUGCAACAAGUAAUAUUGGCAAGCCCCACUUUACCUCCAUGUUUAAAAAGUGUAUGCUAGGCAACUAUGAAAUUGAUAUAUUUCGUCAAAAGUGGUUUGAAAUGGUUGAGGGAUUUGGUGUCGAAAACAAGAGUUGGGUCCUAGAUAUGUAUAAGAAGAGACAUUCAUGGGCAACUGCACAUAUAAGAGGGAAGUUUUUUGCUGGUUUUCGGACUACUUCUCGGUGCGAGGGAUUAAACUCAAUCAUUGCAAAGUAUGUCAAUUCAAGGUACAAUCUGGUUGAGUUCAUUCAACACUUUAAUCGAUGUGUCGACCAUAUUCAGUGGAAAGAGGUCCAGGCUGACCACGCAUCUGUGAAUGGGAGACCCAGUAUGCAAAUGUGUUUUCAACAGUUAGAGAGGAGUGCUGCCAAUGUUUGCACCCUAUCAAUAUUUUAUAUGUUUCAACCAAUCCUUGUACGAGCUGCAUCAAUGAAGUUUGCGUCUUGGUGCAUGAAGAUAUAG
This is a messenger RNA of Arachis ipaensis, 1488 nucleotides long. NCBI's taxonomy places the organism in Eukaryota, Viridiplantae, Streptophyta, Magnoliopsida, Fabales, Fabaceae. The record is from RefSeq and is a predicted model, not a curated record.